AUUAGAAGGAGAGGGAGAUGGAGGAGGGAUUGGAGAGUGAGGUGGGGGAGGUGAGAGGGGCGUUUGAGAGUGGGAGAACGAGGAGCUUAUCAUGGAGAAGAUCACAACUCAGAGCACUUCUAAAGCUUCUGAAAGAUGAAGAAGAUGAUAUUUUUAAGGCCCUUAAAGAAGAUGUGGGGAAGCACCAUGUUGAAGCGUUUAGAGAUGAGGUGGGUGUUCUUAUCAAGUCCAUUGACUUUGCUCUAGGAGAAAUUAAACGAUGGAUGGCUCCUCAAAGGGUGUGGGUGCCAUUGGUAGCAUUUCCGACUACUGCGGAGGUGGUGCCGGAGCCGCUUGGGGUCGUGCUUAUAUUUUCGUGCUGGAAUUUCCCCUUGAACUUGUCAUUGGAGCCGCUGAUCGGCGCGAUUUGUGCCGGAAAUGGUGUAGUUUUGAAGCCCUCCGAACUCGCCCCGGCGACGUCGCAGUUUCUUGCAUGUAACAUACCAAAGUAUUUGGACAGCAAAGCUGUUAAGGUUGUCCAGGGAGGUGCAGAAGUAGGACAGCAACUCUUGGAGCUGAAAUGGGACAAGAUCUUCUUCACUGGAGGUCGCCGGGUCGGACAAAUUGUGAUGACUGCAGCUGCGAAGCAUUUAACACCAGUUGCUAUCGAAGUCGGGGGGAAAUGCCCGGCCAUUAUUGAUUCGUUUACGACCGCGAAAGAUAGAAAGGUGACUGUCGAACGAGUUGUUGGCGGAAAAUGGGGGCCUUGUGCUGGACAAGCCUGCAUAGCAAUUGAUUAUUUGCUCGUGGAAGAAGAGUUCGCACCUGUUCUGGUUGAGUUGCUGAAGGCGACAAUUGCGAAAUUCUUCACUGCACGCGAAUACGUCUCGCGGAUAGUUAACAAGCAUCAUUUUGAGAGGCUGAGCAGGCUUUUAGAGGAUAAAGAAGUUGCAGCUUCCAUCAAGCAUGGCGGCCUCCGCGAUCCUGAGAACCUGUUCAUUGAGCCAACCAUAUUGUUAAAUCCCCCGUUGGACACCGAGAUUAUGACUGAAGAGAUAUUCGGCCCACUGCUUCCAAUCAUCACACUGAAGAAGAUCGAGGACAGCAUCGAGUUUGUACGAGCAAGGCCGAAGCCGCUUGUUAUAUACGCGUUCACGCACAAUGAGACGCUGAAAAAGCGGAUCGUAGAAGAAACAUCUUCAGGAAGUGUCACUUUUAAUGAUGCCAUCAUACAAUUUCUACUGGACGCAUUACCAUUUGGAGGAAUCGGACAAAGCGGUUUCGGGCAAUACCACGGCAAGUACUCGUUCGACUUGUUCAGCCACCGGAAAUCGGUUGUGAGGAGGAGCUUCCUCACUGAGUUCAGUUUCAGAUAUCCGCCAUGGGACGAGAGAAAGCUGCAACUGUUAAGAUAUGCUUACAGUUUCGAUUAUGUCAGAUUUGUGCUAUACUUUUUAGGAUUAAAGAGAUAAUUGCUCAGUUUACUCUUCGUGCCGUCGUCGUGUUUUGGCCUUGCUAGCCGGUUGAAUCGUACGGUCGUUUUCAGUUAUGGGUACUAUUUCUAUGGCAACUCCACUUCAUGGAGAUGCACUGGAAGAGUUUUCUCUUCUCUUUUUUCUUUUUCUUUUUUUUUUUUUAUGCUUGAGAAGGUCGUUUAGUGCCAAUACAGAGAGUAUAUUGUUUGGUUACAUGAGCUUAUUUAGUUUAUCA
Ananas comosus (pineapple) is the source of this 1689-nucleotide messenger RNA. RefSeq names its product aldehyde dehydrogenase family 3 member F1. NCBI's taxonomy places the organism in Eukaryota, Viridiplantae, Streptophyta, Magnoliopsida, Poales, Bromeliaceae. Gene Ontology annotation, cellular component: cytoplasm. The coding region runs from base 18 to 1451 and encodes 477 amino acids. Gene Ontology annotation, molecular function: aldehyde dehydrogenase (NAD+) activity. Gene Ontology annotation, biological process: aldehyde metabolic process. The record is from RefSeq and is a predicted model, not a curated record. The transcript is spliced from 10 exons.